UGGCUUCCUUUGAUUGGUCAGUAACCCUGUGACGCUUGCACAGCGGAAGUUCUGAUUGGUCGACAGCUGGAACCCAGGUAGUUGGAAGCGUGAAGCAGCAGGAGACUUUGUCUGAUCUUUGUAUCCAUCAUGGAAACGCCUCUUCUUCCUCGUGAGUCUGGCCUGUUCGUGGCGGAGCGGAGUCAGGACGUGUUUGUGGAGGAGGAGGGAGUGCGGAAGGCGGCAGAGAUGCUCUACUCUCUCCGACACAGUAAGGCUCUGACUGCCAGUGGCUGGAAAGAGGGGAAUCCACUGGCCCCGGCAGCGUCUUCUGACCAGGCCUUAAACUGGGUGUUUGUUGUCGACACCAUGAACUUCUCCUUCUGGCCAGAUGAAGAAACUCAGCAGUGUGAGGUGACAUAUAAAGGGACCACGUACACAGGCUACAUGACACUUUGUGCUGCCAUUCUCAGAGCCAUGGAUGAAGGUAUACCCAUCACCAAUCCAAAGUACUUCUCCAAGAUGAGUGUGGAGGAGCUCGGACACAUCCUUCGAUCUGACAAUGAAACGCCCAUGCCAAUGCUGCAGGCCCGCCACAAGGUGCUUACUGAAGGCGGCCUCGUGUUGCUGGAACAUGGCGGAAGUUUCCGCAGUUUCAUCAGCCAAGCCGGGAAUGACGCCCGCAAGAUGGUUGAGCUUAUUGUGCAGAAGAUUCCUUCCUACAAGGACGAAGCUACAUAUGAGUGCAAGAGAAUCUCACUGUACAAGCGAGCCCAGAUCCUGGUGGCAGAUUUCUGGGGUGUCAUGGAGGCGAGAGGAGAAGGAGACAUCAUCAACAUGGACUGGCUCACCAUGUUUGCAGACUACAGGGUCCCGCAGGCUCUCGUCUACCUUGGAGUGCUACGUUACUCUGACACGCUGAUGCAGAUGCUGAAGAAAGGUGAGCUGCUGUGUUCAGGGGACAGGAGGGAGGUAGAGAUCCGAGGUUGUUCGAUUUGGUCCGUGGAGCUGAUCAAAGAACAACUUUGCAAACUGGUGCAGGAGCGAGACGGAGAGACAUGUCACAUCAACUCCGGAAUCAUAGACUUCUACCUGUGGCCUUACGCCAAACAGCAUCAGAAAGAGAUGGCCCACAUUCCCGUACACCGCACACGCUGUAUUUACUACUGAUGAGCUGUCUGGCAGCCACACAUACAGGAGGCUGCACUUCCUCAGUGUGCAGCCUUGGCACUGGUGCCUCUCCCUGGGAUAAAGCCAAACAUGUUCAUGUGCCAGAUAUACACACAAACGGGCUUCUCUCAAUCUGUAAUGGAAACAGGUGGGAAGUUAUAAUGUCGCUUGUUUGUCUGUGUGGGAUGUAUCACUGUUGUCCAUUUACAGUAAAUUAAUAUGUUUAAUGUUAAUGAGAUGGAACAUUUCUAACAAGUGAUCUCAGUGUGCAUACUGUAAAUCUGCUGCAAUUUGAACCAAUACUAACAGUGUUGGCAGGAUUGUACUGAUAUGAUAUAAAUCUAACUUUGCAUGAAUAUUGUCAUAAAAUAAGAUAGAAAGAUCUUAGCAGCGGUUUGUACUGGAUUGUGAAUAAUUUUGUUUAUUUUGUAUUGAAGUCUAUGGUGAAUCAGAAUUGUAGAAUCACAAAAAUUUAAAAUUAAUGUUUUUUAAUAAAUCAAGUAAAAUUUAUAAACAGAGUAACAAAAUGUGAAAUUGAAUAGGCUAUCAAAACUUAACUAUAUAUAUAUACUGUAUAUGUACGUACUGCUAAAUUAAAUGUACUUCUCUGCAGCCUUUAUUGGUAAAUGCUCAUGUGAAUGUAACUUGUUUUAAUAAUAAUCAAUCAUAUUUUAUUUGUAAAGCCCAGUAACAAAGGGAACUUCAUUACUAGUAGCUGUAGGUGUAUGCCUAUUGCACAAUUGGGGUUCUGUAUUAAUUGCACUUUGCACAUAAAUAACAGCACUUCACACUUUCAUAACAGUAUUGGUACUUUAUUAGCAGGAUUUUCACAGAACAAUUUCCACUUUGAAUAGCACACUUUUCAAUCAGGUAAUCGACUGCAUUAGAGUAUAUAAAUUGUAAAUAAGAUGUUUCAAGUGCUUUAUAAAAUAGUUUCUAAAAAUCUAGCAGAUACUAAGAAAUAAGGAACACCUGGCAAUGGUAGAUUCCAAAUAGGUUAACCAGUAGCCUAGUAUUUAAGGCGCCAGUUUACCAUCAUUUUGUGGCUGCGCGGAUCACUUUUGGUUGCUGUCAUUUUUGUCUUGGCUGCUGACAAAACUAAAAUCAAAACAUGGAUUGGUACACUUCGCCAUGGUUUCUUGCUCAUCCAGUCGCUUCUUUUCAUUUUUAUAAGUCCAUAUAAACAAAUCAGAGUUGUGUCGUAUAGGGUUUAGUAUUAGGAAAUGUCUUGUGUCUUCUGUUGUGCCUGUGCACUUUAUAUGUCUCACUGUGGGAGAGUGGGAAACGUUGUAUCGAUUCCUUGUAUGUUCUGAACAUGUAAGAAAUUGACAAUAAAGCUACUUUACUACUUUA
Molecule: messenger RNA, 2502 nt
Organism: Platichthys flesus (European flounder)
Lineage: Eukaryota; Metazoa; Chordata; Actinopteri; Pleuronectiformes; Pleuronectidae
Gene: qng1
Product: Q-nucleotide N-glycosylase 1
Exons: 7
Coding region: 130-1149 (339 amino acids)
Source: RefSeq, a predicted model, not a curated record